AAAAAAAAAUACAUUGUCCUGAGAUUCCUGUCGACAAAAUUAUACAUUAAUUCUUUUAAAAUCGGAAUAUGUGGAUUCAAAUAUAAUCAAGCAUAAAUCGAAUUUUACGGAUUGAAUUCUUAUUCUUUAAAGUCAUAAGAGAGCAUAAAAAUGGAACAUAACGAUAUGCUUUGUAAUGAGACUAACGUUAUAAUCGCUGUCAAAGAACUUUUUCCUGAUAUGGAAUCAGAAAUCAUUCAGUCAGUUUUUAAAGAAGUCAGGAGUCUUGAACUUACAAUUGAUCAUUUAUUAGAAAUUAGUUCACAAACUCAAAAGCUCGAAGAAAAGCAGUCAAGCACAUCGUCAGUCAAGAAAGAUGAUUUAAGAAAGAAUAAUUGGAACCGAGCAAUUCUGACGAUUCCAGACAGCUUUUUGCGACUUAGUGAUCAGGAAGAUGAAUUUGUAAUAAUGCUUCAAAAUGAAGAGUUUUUGAACGAAUUAAGAUUUAAUCAGGAGUUUUUGUCAACUCUUGAAAAUGAGCAAGGGAAGAUUUCAGAUGCAAGUUUUGAAGAACGACUAAGGCAUAUGGGCAAAAGUGGCAAGAAAAAGUUUUUUCAACUAGCCAAGCUAUUUAGUUUCCAAAGAAACAAGAAAAUAUCUCAUCACAAGCAGCCUUUAUGUGAUGAAGAAAAGUAAUGUUGUGAUUAGUUUAAUUAUCUAUUAUGAAACUUUAAUUUAUUGUACUAGCUUUGACUUAUUGCAACGAUUUUGUUAUUUUAUAUUUAUUUAUACUUCAUUUUGCAUUAAAUAUACUUAAAAUUGUGCAUAGUAAUGCAUAAAAUAAUUAACUUCCUUUUAUGAUAUUUUAACGGAA
Molecule: messenger RNA, 853 nt
Organism: Chironomus riparius
Lineage: Eukaryota; Metazoa; Arthropoda; Insecta; Diptera; Chironomidae
Source: the annotation of a GenBank genome assembly